Messenger RNA from Cicer arietinum (chickpea), 2177 nucleotides. Its product is annotated as metal tolerance protein C4. Gene Ontology annotation, molecular function: monoatomic cation transmembrane transporter activity. NCBI's taxonomy places the organism in Eukaryota, Viridiplantae, Streptophyta, Magnoliopsida, Fabales, Fabaceae. Gene Ontology annotation, biological process: transmembrane transport; intracellular zinc ion homeostasis; zinc ion transport. The record is from RefSeq and is a predicted model, not a curated record. Gene Ontology annotation, cellular component: endoplasmic reticulum; membrane.
GUGUUGUAAAUGUGUGAACCUCGCUCACUUUAAGUAUUUCAAAUUGAGUGUAAUAUGAUUUGUAUUUUCAGUUUUUGGAUAGGUUACUUCAAAAUUGGUGGAAUAUUCUAGAAUUAUUCAUUUUAUUUUCCUCUAUCUCCAUGCUACUACACUUCUUCUUCUUCUUCUUCUUUCAAUCUUCAUCUUCAACAUUCAAUUGUAGAAUAAUGCCAUACUAAUUAAACCCUAAUUUCGACGCACGAAUUUCGUGUUUUCAUCAAACAAUCUUCAAUUAUUUCACCACAAAUUUCGUAUUAAUGCUAACAUCCUAUAACCUUCUUCGUUCUCGUUUUCGUCGUUCUCACCAGCACUGGUUUUGUACAAUUAUUUCUCUCAAACCGGAGAAUCAACAACCACCGCCAACCACCGCAACUACCUCCUAUUCACUUCCUUCUAGACGCUUCCUUUUUAUUGGAAUUGAUGCUCGUCGAAACAUUCAUCACAGUCGUCAUUACUCUUUCCAUCGAAGUUUCUUUACAAGAGCUAAACCAGCUCAGAUAAUUGAAUUCAACGAUCGUCACAGUCAGCGAGCUGUUAAAACUGCAUUGUGGUGUAACUUUCUUGUUUUUUCACUCAAGUUUGGAGUAUGGUUUGCUUCGUCUAGCCAUGUUAUGUUAGCUGAAGUUGUGCAUUCUGUUGCUGAUUUCGCAAACCAGGCGCUACUUGCUUAUGGUCUAUCUAGCUCUAGGCGUGCACCAGAUGCUAUUCAUCCUUAUGGUUAUUCCAAGGAAAGAUUUGUUUGGUCAUUGAUAUCUGCUGUUGGGAUAUUUUGUCUUGGUUCUGGGGCUACAGUUGUUCAUGGAGUUCAAAACUUGUGGAUAGCACAGCCUCCUGAGAACAUGAAAUUAGCAGCUUUGGUGUUAUGUGGUUCAUUCCUCAUUGAAGGUGCGUCUCUUGUUGUUGCCAUUCAAGCUGUCAAGGAAGGUGCAACUGCAGAGGGAAUGAAGUUAAGAGACUAUAUUUGGCGUGGACAUGAUCCUACAUCCGUUGCAGUAAUGACAGAGGAUGGUGCUGCAGUAACUGGCCUUGCUAUUGCUGGGGCGUCAUUGGUGGCUGUGCAUUAUACCGGAAAUGCCAUUUAUGAUCCUAUAGGCUCAAUCCUGGUUGGCAACUUACUUGGAAUGGUAGCCAUAUUUCUCAUUCAGAGAAACCGACAUGCUUUGAUUGGUAGAGCUAUGGACGACCAGGAUAUGGAAAAAGUACUCAAAUUUUUAAAAAAUGAUCCGGUUGUAGAUGCUCUCUAUGAUUGCAAAAGCGAAGUUAUUGGGCCUGGAUUCUUCAGAUUUAAGGCAGAAAUAGAUUUUAAUGGAGAGAUGGUGGUACAGAAUUAUCUUGAAAGGACUGGGCGUGAGGAAUGGGCCAGACAGUUUAGUGAAGCUUCAAAGCAAAGGGAUGAUGCUGCCUUGAUGAAGAUUAUGUCAAAUUAUGGUGAGGAAGUAGUUACAGCGUUAGGAAGUGAAGUUGAUAGAUUAGAGAAGGAGAUCCAGAAUCUUGUUCCUGGUAUCCGGCAUGUCGAUAUCGAGGCCCAUAAUCCGACAGAGUGAAAAUUUUCAAUAAAUUUAAGAUCUCCUCACUCUUUCAUUUAUCUUGUCUAAGCAUUUAUGAAUAUUGAUUUGGCUUCAUCUAUUAUCAUGAGUUCUUUUUGGCAUUCUUUCUUAACGAAAUAUGAAGUUUCAAGUUGAGUCAAUAGCUCUUGAUAGAUUAUUGCAAAAAACAGUUAUUCUUUUUUGUUCCUCCUAACCUAAAUAUGUACUCAGGGUUUAUGAAACCUAUUAGUUCAACCUUGAGUGUGAAGAUGUAAAAAUCUUGUGUGAUAUAGAAAUAGCUGUGUUUGGAUUUUGUAAUAUUCUUGUCGGUUUUGCGCGAUAUGGCUGAGACUGCACUUUUGAUGUGGGAGAGUGACACUCAAUGGAGGUGACUGGCCUCAAUCCUCAAAUAUGCACAAGUCGAAGUUGUGACCUUUUUCAUGUGCUGGAAUUCCUCUCACUGGCAGCAAAUACUAGUUUUGGACUUCAUUAGAAGCAAAAGUAACUAAUUGCAUGUAUAUUUCGUACUUCUCAUUUAAUUUUGUGUGAAAAUUUGUUAUGUUGAAGGAUAUUUUGAUGAUAAUAGCUUUAAAUAGAGUAAAAUUAGUUAAA